Molecule: messenger RNA, 1233 nt
Organism: Trypanosoma grayi
Lineage: Eukaryota; Euglenozoa; Kinetoplastea; Trypanosomatida; Trypanosomatidae
Exons: 1
Coding region: 1-1233 (410 amino acids)
Biological process (GO): protein sumoylation
Molecular function (GO): zinc ion binding; SUMO ligase activity
Source: RefSeq, a predicted model, not a curated record
AUGACGAUGCUGCCACCUUCAUCGGUGCAGUCGCCCUGUUUCUCCGUCCUCGCACUUGUGCGCCGCUUUGACCUCGUCGCGGGGGCGAGCAGCGGCGUCUCGCUGCAAAGAUCAGCAAUGACAGCAACAGCGCCGCAGGUAUCAUCGCCCGUGUGUGGCGGUGGUGUCGAGCUGGUGCUGUUCCCGUGUCAGCUUGGUGAGCCCACGCGGCCAAUCGGUUGGCCACCGGCCGCACUGCACGCUUGCACGGUGUGCGUGAAUGAGUCGUACGUGACGGCGGGGAUCCCGCGGUGCCCGACGCGCAGCGCAAGCCACCGCACACUCGCGGGACUGCCGCUCGCGCCGUAUAUGGGCGACCCCGAUGCGCCACUUAAACUCGUUGUCACGAGUCAUGGGACGUGGGCUGCGACGUUCCUGCUGGCGUGGUGCAGGGUGACGGACGUGCACGCAGUCGUGGAGCAGACGGUUGCGCGGCUGAUGAGUGCCGGUCCCUCGGCUGGUGAGUCAAGCACGUCCUCAGCCGCCCCCCCGCUGGAUAGUGACAGCAGUGCCGACGAGGACGACUCGGACCUGGACGUUGAUACUGGAUGGGUAGAGGACGAUGCUGUUGCCCCCGCUGAUGCGCACCACCACAGCUCCACUGGCAAGACUGCUGCAGGGGGGAUGGUGGAGGAUGAGAACCUCAUAGAUCAUGGCGAGGUUGUUGUCACGCUGCGCUGCCCGCUCAGCUACAGGCGUAUGCGGCUCGCUGGCAAGGGGCAGCACUGCGCCCACCUCGCCUGCUUUGACGUGGCGACAUACCUCGAGUCGGCACUCCGUAGCAGCGCGUGGAACUGCCCCAUCUGCGACGGCGCGGUGUUUAUGGAGAAUUUGCGCAUUGACCACACGCUGCAGAGCGCCCUCGACGGCCUUGGCGAGAAGGAGGACGCCGUGGUGCUGUUUGGCAAGGACCACCGCGAGUGGCAGCGCGUGCGGCAUGUCGAUGGCGCUUUGGGAAGUGCUGACGAUGAUGAUGAUGACGAUGACGACGACGAUGAAGAUGAUGAUGAUGGUGUGGGCGGUGGUGGCGUCAACGAUAAAGGAGAGUCGACACGGCAGCACCAGCAGCAGCAGCAGCAGCAGCAGGCGUUAGGCGCUGUUGUUGUUGUGGUUGACAGUGAUGAAGGCGAAGCGGAGGAUGCCUCCCCCAUCGUUGCGCAGGGCCGAAAACGCGCCCGCUCACUUAGUCCCUAA